This is a messenger RNA of Musca vetustissima, 2350 nucleotides long. RefSeq names its product arylphorin subunit A4-like. The coding region runs from base 1 to 2343 and encodes 780 amino acids. The transcript is spliced from 2 exons. Lineage: Eukaryota; Metazoa; Arthropoda; Insecta; Diptera; Muscidae. The record is from RefSeq and is a predicted model, not a curated record.
AUGAAACUUGUCAUUGCCUUAUUGGCCAUUGUUGGUCUAGUGGCAGUUAAUGCCUAUCCUAAGCCAGUCACUAAAUAUGCUGACAAGGAUUUCUUGGCAAAGCAGAAAUUCCUUUUCGAAAUCGUUUACCGUGUUGAAGAUCCUUUGAUGUUCGAGGAAUAUAUCAAAUUGGGCAAGACCUUCACCUUUAACAAAGACGAUUAUGUGUUCCCCGAGAAACCAAGCGAAUACAUGAAGAAAUACUAUGAAGCCUUCAAGUAUGGCGUUACUUUGCCCAAAGGCGAAUACUUCGGUUCCUUGGCCUACACUCACUUCGAACAGAUGUAUGGUUUGUUCGAAUUCUUCUACUAUGCCAAGAACUGGGAAAUCUUCCAACGCAAUGUCUGCUGGGCCCGCAUGUAUGCCAACGAAGGCAUGUUCGUACAAGCCUUGACUUUGGCUGUUAUCCACCGUGACGACUUCGAAGGCUUGAUGUUGCCCGCCAUCUAUGAAAUCUUCCCUCAAUACUUCUUCAACAGCAAAUUCAUCUACGAAGCUGAGAAAUUCGAUUUUGAUGUUUGGACCAAAUACAUCAUGUACGAGAAGGAAUACAAGGACUUCAUGUACAAGGACUACUCCGUUUACUUCAAGGAAUUCAAAAACUACGAAUACUUCUACACCAAGGACUUCAAGAUGUGGCAAUGGUGGAAACUCAUGGGUAUGGGUGAACACUGGUACUCCGAAGAUCAUUUCAUGAUGCGCGACAACAUGUACAUGUUCAACAAGGACUCCAAAUACUUGGAUAUGAUCAAGGAUGUUAAGAUGUUCUACAUGCCUGUUGAUUACACCCGUGAUGUUUACUUCUUUAACAAGGAAUCCGAAUUGUCUUACUUCACCGAAGAUUUGGAAUGGAACUCAUUCUGGUACUAUUUCAACAUGGACUAUUUCCCCUACUUGGAUGGCAAACAAUUCGGUUUGAAGAAGGAUCGUCGCGGUGAAUACUAUUUCUAUGUUGUACGUCAACUGCUCGCCCGGUACUACAUGGAACGUUUGUCCCAUGGUUAUGGUGAAAUUCCUGAAUUCUCCUUCUUCACUGAAGUUGAAUACGGUUAUGAUCCUCAAUUGAUCAACUACAAUGGCGUUGGCUACUCUUACCGCAAGAACUAUUACGAAUAUGAGACCUAUGGUAACUUCGAUUACAUGUAUGGCAUUAUUAACUUCUUCAGCCGUAUUGAGGAAAUCAUCACCCAAGGUUACUUCAAGACUUACGAUGGCCAGAUCAUUGAUAUGCGCAAACCUGAGUCUAUUGAAUAUCUCGGUGACAUGAUGCAAGGUAACAUUGACAACUACGACAAAUAUUUCGCUACUUUCUGGUACAUGUAUGCCCAUAUGUACCUUGCCCACAUUGAUGACAGUGAAUUCGAAGUCUAUCCUCAUGUCUUCUUGAACUACGAAACAAUGAUGCGCGAUCCCAUGUUCUACAUGGUCUACAAGAAGAUCACCGAUGUCUUCUUCGAAUUCUACGAAUACAUUGAACCCUACACCCACAAGGAAUUGUACUUCCCCGGUGUUGAAAUUGAAGAUGUUAAGGUCAGCGACCUGGUCACCUACUUCGAUUUGGUUGACUUCGAUGUGACCAACUUGUUGAACGACAAAAUGACUUUCGUUGAUGGAAAAUUCGUGUGGGAUAAGACUUUGUUGGCUCGUCAAAUGCGUCUCAACCACAAAGACUUCGAUUUCGAAUACACCAUUAAAUCGGAUAAGGAUCAAAAGGUUGUUGUCCGUGCCUUUUUGGGCCCUAAAUUCGACGAACAUGGCCGUGUGUUGUCAUUGAAAGAGAACCGUGAAAACUUCAUUGAAAUCGAUGAAUUCUAUUAUGAACUGAAAUCUGGUGUUAACACCUUCAAGCGCAGCUCCAAGGACUUCUAUUGGACCACUGAUGAUCGCACCACCUACACUGAAUUGUACAAGUUCGUUAUGAUGGCCUAUGAAGGUAAAUACGAAUUCGCCUUGGACUAUUCUGAACCUCACUGCGGUUUCCCUGAUCGUUUGAUCUUGCCUCGUGGUUGGGAAAAGGGUAUGCCAAUGCAAUUCUUCUUCUUCGUCUACCCAUACACCGCUUCCUACGAACCCUACUCAUUCAACUACAACUACUCUUGCGGUAUUGGUUCUGGUGUACGUCACAUCGAUGAAAUGCCAUUCGGCUAUCCAUUCGAUCGCGAAAUCGAUGAAUACGAAUUCUUUGUUCCCAACAUGUACUUCAAGGAUGCCAUGAUCUACUACGAAGAUACUUUCGAAAAGUACUAUGGCUACAAGUACGAGAAAUUUGGCAAAUUCGAUUAUAGCUACUACUAUAAUUAUUAAAUGAAUA